Molecule: messenger RNA, 2881 nt
Organism: Topomyia yanbarensis
Lineage: Eukaryota; Metazoa; Arthropoda; Insecta; Diptera; Culicidae
Product: zinc finger BED domain-containing protein 4-like
Exons: 2
Coding region: 341-1789 (482 amino acids)
Source: RefSeq, a predicted model, not a curated record
UUCUAUCGGUGGUGGUGCAGCGUCAAGGUCUGCUUCGAAGAGCAGCGUAUUACGACCACAAACGCGGAAUAAUGAUUCACCGAGACCUUUGGUGCAACAAUCUCUUCAUUGUGUCAUUGAACGUGGAAAAUCUUUUCAAGGUAAGAACGAUAUUUUUCCCUUUUAAUUUAUUAAUUAGUCGCAGUAAAAAUUAGAUAUGUUACUUAUUAUUUGUAUUUCUUGUGCUAAUUUAAUAGAAAACUAGUAAAAUUUUAAUGCUCGCUAUGAUUAAAAUAAAUGUAAAUUUUCUAUUGCAGUUGGUGGUUCUCGUAGUAUCGACAUAACGGAUGCGUUACUGUUCAUGGUCCUUAAAGACAAUCUCUGUCUUUCGACGCCAGAAAAAGUAGGUUUCAAAUAUUUCUGUAAAACUACAGUGCCACUAUGGACUCCACCUAGCAGAAGAACCCUUACUAGACAGAUGGAACAAAAUUAUGAGAGAUUGUCGCAACACGUCCGCGAAAAGUUCUCAAAACUUUCUGCUGUUGUCCUAACAAUGGACGGGUGGACUGAGCCCCACAAUACUAAAGCUUUCCUCGGUGUAACUGUGCACUAUGCAGUCGAUGACGAAAUGCAUUCGGCAGUAUUGGGAGUGGAGCCUAUGUCAAGCGCACACACACACGACAAUUUGGCGACUGCAUCCCUACAGUUUUGUAACCAUUGGGGUCUAAAACCGACGCAAGUUUCGCACGUUGUUACUGACAAUGCUCCGAAUAUUGUUCUUGCUGCGAAAGAAGCAUUCGGGGAAUCAAAACAUUUAGCAUGUUUUAAUCAUACACUAAAUUUAAUACCCUCAUCAGGGGUGGGUUUCAAAUCGGUAAACGGACAGCGUAUCCCAUACGUUCCAGGAAUACCAGCUCUAAUUAAAAAACUCAAAAACAUUGUGACUUUCUCACAUACCAGUUACAAGUUUGCGGAUGAAUUGAGAAAGGUGCAGUUAGACGGAGGAGCUACUGAGGGCACGCUACUUCGGUUGAUACAAGAUGUUACUACGCGUUGGAACUCAACAUAUUUGAUGUGCGAUCGUUUCCUGAAGAUGCAAAAAAUUGUAUCUGUGGCAGCCCUUAACUUUCCUGAUUUGGACAUGUUGACAGCUGCAGAACUGGCAACUUUAGCAUCUAUACAAGACCUUCUUUGGCCAUUUUAUGAUGCGACAGUCGAAAUGUCAGCGGAAAAGACCACGACGGCUAGCAAGGUUAUACCAUUGAUUUCGAUGAUAAAUAUAGAACUUUCCAAAGUUGAAAUACCUGACCGUGACAUCUGUGCACAAUCCUUGAAGAAGUUUCUAACAGGAGAAAUGGUACGACGAUUUGGGGAAGCCGAAUACAACAUGCUUCUCACAAUGGCGACACUAUUGGACCCUCGAUUUUUAAAGGUUCAUUUUCAAAAGGCUUUAGCGGUUUCGAAGGGGAUCAGUUUAAUGGAAAAAGUAAUAGUAAACGAAUUAAGAAAAGAAGCUCCCGAGUCCAACGCAGCUCAUGUUUCAUCAACAGCAAUUGUAACCAGAGAAUCAAAUUCGAAAAGAAAUUUAUGGAAUUUCCACGACACUUUGGUCAAUCAGGUUGCCACGGCAUACUCGACUGAUGACUACGUAAACGUUGCUCGACAGGAAAUCAAAGCUUUCUAUUCCAGAACAGUUAUGCCUCGAAAAACAAACCCCCUUGCCGUGUGUAAUAACGAAUUGCGAUCUAGAGCAACCAUAGGGGCGAUGAGAAUGGUUGUCCGAGUUAUGAACGGUUCGAUUUUGAGUUGACCUAGUGCUGCGAUCUUAUUAGCACUAUGAACCCUUCCCGUAUAUAUUAUAUAUUUUUUUUGUCAAAAUAUAUUGAAAAUAGUCGAUUUUCCCGAAAUUAAAAAAACAAGUCCGGUAUUGAUCGAUACUAUCGGAAGUAUCGAUACUUCUCGGUCGAUACAUCGAUACUCAGUAUCGAAUUAACUAAAAGUAUCGCGAUACCAAAGUAUCGAUACUUUUUGAAGUAUCGCCCAUCCCUAACUGAUAGUUUUAAACGUGACAUCGGCUUUUAUCACUUUCGUAUUGUUGAUGGAAGGACCGCCUUCAUGCAGAAUAACGAAAAAAUAUUUGCGGAUUCUUUUUGGUACGGCUUUCGCUAGCUGGCAGUGUUGCCACAUCCUCCAAUUUUCUGAAACAUUGCAGAAUUUUGGAUUAUGUUUCCGAAAGACUCUUUUUAAUAAAUCACAGGUUUUCGCUAAUUUCAACCUGCAAAUGUACUUUAAGUAGCUGCACAUAUUUGUAUUGUUUCGGAAGGAUAAAUUUAAACAAAUAACAGAUCGUUGCAAAUUUCAGAUUGUCGAUAUACGCGCAAACUACAAAUAACGAAUAUAAACUGCGCAAUUGGAUUAUCGCUGUCAAUGAUUGGAAAUAUUCCAAUUUGUUCUUUAUUGUUAUAGCCUUUAAAAGGACUUUUAAUUUAAUAAUAAUAACAUGCAGAAUGGAACAAUUAUUCAGCUUUAACUGAGGUUUGCCAACUCUUCCAGCCGCGCGCUAUUUACAUCGAAUCACCCCCAGCGGUAGCAGUGAUCAAAUGCAGCACUCAUCGCAGCGCAUUGUCAACAUGCAUGACUGCUACUGCUGUUCUUUACGGCCCGACGUUCGAAGGGAGAAUGAAGUCGCUCAAGGAAUGAAAUUCUUUAAAUAGUCGAGGAUGACGUCAUUCAUAGAAGCGUAGUGUGCUGGGUGCUCCAAUAUGUCGUACGAGUCGCUAUAGGCACGAUGUUACUUGUCUGGCAAAACAGCAACAACUGAUUCAAACAGUCACGCGGCACAUUUAUUUAUAACUUUUCGUGCUCGUUUGAAUCACUAAGCUGCUCAGUAUCGACGGCGCUG